This is a messenger RNA of Psilocybe cubensis, 645 nucleotides long. RefSeq lists its product as uncharacterized. Bases 1 to 645 code for a protein of 214 amino acids. The record is from RefSeq and is a predicted model, not a curated record. NCBI's taxonomy places the organism in Eukaryota, Fungi, Basidiomycota, Agaricomycetes, Agaricales, Agrocybaceae. The transcript has 9 exons.
AUGCUGUCGGUCACUUUGUUAUCUCUUAUUGUGGGUGCAUGCGCUGCUGUCGCUGUUAACGGUAUCGAUCAAGGUCAUGGCGUCGGUGUUCGAGUUCCAACUUCAAACUCUCCCGUUUCUGAUGUGGUCAUCCCUGUCAACGCCGGUGACAGGAUCACGGCGCAAUUCCACAGAACCUCUGCUGGAUACACCGGCCCUGACCCUUCAGACCCUAUUGACCCCACCAACAAAGGGCCAAUCCUAGCCUACCUGGCGGAGGUUCCGUCUGCCACCCAAUCCACGGUGACAGGCCUCAAGUGGUUUAAGAUCGGUCAGAUUGGAUACAACGCUACCACCGGCCAAUGGGGCUCGGAUGUUCUUUUUGUGAACGGCGGUAACGCCACAUUCACUGUUCCAACUUGCAUCGCGUCUGGGCAAUACCUCUUCCGUGCCGAAGCGAUUGCGCUGCAGGCUGCGACAUCAUACCCAGGCGCUCAGUUCUAUAUGAGCUGUGCUCAAAUUUCCGUAACUGGCUCUUCGUCGCCUAAAACUCCUGCGACUGUUAGCUUCCCAGGCGCAUACACCCCCACCUCUCCGGGUAUCGUAACGUCGCUAUUCGGCCUCUCGAGCUACACGCCACCAGGACCUGCGGUGUUUACCUGCUGA